AUGCCUCGAGGUCAGAAGAGUAAGCUCCGUGCCCGUGAGAAACGCCGCCAGGCCCGGAGUGAGACCCAGGGUCCUGGGAGUGCUCAGGCCACUGCAGCAGAGGUCGAAGAGUCCUGCUCCUCUCCUGUUUCUGGGGGUACUCCCUCAAGCCCCCCUGCUGCUGGCACUGCUCAGGAGCCUCAGGGAGCCCCAGCCACUAGCUCUCCUGCUGCAGGUGUCUCACGCCCAAGAUCUCACGUAGGUGCCAAGAGCCAAGUUGUGGAAAGUGAAAAUUCCUCCCAGGCCUCAGCCUCCACUGAGAGUUCUCGCAAAGCUCUUCUAACCAGGAAGGCAGAGAUGUUGGUGCAGUUCCUGCUGUAUAAGUAUAAAAUGAAGGAGCCUAUUAAGAAGGCACACAUGCUGAAAGUUGUCAACAAAAGAUACAGGGAGGAUUUCCCUGAGAUCCUCAAGAGAGCCUCUGAGCGCAUAGAGCUGAUCUUUGGCCUAGAAUUGAAGGAAGUCAAGCCGAAUAGUCAGUCCUAUACUCUUGUCAGCAAGCUAGACCUCAGCAACGAUGGAAGUCUGAGCAGUGGCUGGGGAUUUCCUAAGAAUGGGCUUCUGAUGCCUCUCCUGGGUGUGAUCUUCUUGAAUGGCAACCGCACCUCGGAAGAGAAGAUCUGGGAAUUCCUGAAUAUGCUGGGUGUCUAUGAUGGAAUGAAUCACUUCAUCUUCGGGGAGCCCAGGAAGCUCAUCACCCAAGAUUUGGUGCAGGAAAAGUAUCUGGAGUAUCGUCAGAUGCCCGACAGUGAUCCUCCAUGCUACGAAUUCCUGUGGGGUCCAAGAGCCCAUGCUGAAACCAGCAAGAUGGAAGUCCUAGAGUUUUUGGCCAAAGUCAAUGAUACGGUUCCCAGUGCCUUCCCAACCUGGUAUGAAGAAGCUUUGAGAGAUGAGGAAGAGAGGGCCCAAGCCAGAGCUGCAGCCAGGGCUGCCACUCCUGCCACGGCCAGUGCACGUUCCAGGGCCACAUCCAGCCGCUACUCUCACCCCUAG
Messenger RNA from Equus quagga, 1029 nucleotides. Its product is annotated as melanoma-associated antigen B1-like. Gene Ontology annotation, cellular component: nucleus. The transcript has a single exon. NCBI's taxonomy places the organism in Eukaryota, Metazoa, Chordata, Mammalia, Perissodactyla, Equidae. Gene Ontology annotation, biological process: negative regulation of transcription by RNA polymerase II. The record is from RefSeq and is a predicted model, not a curated record. The coding region runs from base 1 to 1029 and encodes 342 amino acids.